This is a messenger RNA of Octodon degus (degu), 649 nucleotides long. RefSeq names its product WAP four-disulfide core domain protein 15A-like. The coding region runs from base 317 to 559 and encodes 80 amino acids. NCBI's taxonomy places the organism in Eukaryota, Metazoa, Chordata, Mammalia, Rodentia, Octodontidae. The transcript has 4 exons. Gene Ontology annotation, cellular component: extracellular region. Gene Ontology annotation, molecular function: peptidase inhibitor activity. The record is from RefSeq and is a predicted model, not a curated record.
ACAGGUCUGGCAAUGAUGAUGUCCCGGAGCUUUUGUGAGUGUGAGAAGUCUUUAUCUGUCCUUUCUUUUUACAAGAACAGUUUUGUUGGGUGAGCGUUCUUGGUUUGCAGGGAUUUUUUUUUUUCUUGGAUACCUUGAAUAUGGCAUCAAAUUCUCUCUGGGCCUAGAAGAUUUCUCCUGGUGAAGGAAACAUCUAGAAUUUGCUGGUGGAGCUGACCUCCUGCCUGGAACUCGCAACUCCCCCUGCUGGUGGCCCACCCCUGAGGUGACAGAAACAGAUCACACCUUCAGUUCAGGGACCCGUUUUCCUGACGCUAUGAAGCUGACCAGCCUCUCCCUGCUGGCCUUGACCGUCCUGCUUUGCCUCCACGAGGCCCAGCCUGGAUUACGGAAGAAUGGAACCAAAUGGAAACCUGGACAUUGCCCGGAGUUUUAUCUCGAGUGUAUGUUCAGUGGAUUGCCUGGGUGCCUGAGUGACCGAAGCUGCAAGGGGACCAAGAAAUGUUGCUACUACAACUGCCGACAUCAGUGCAUGGAUCCGUCGAUGACUGUGGAUUGAGGUGGAAACUUGUUAAACAGGCCUGAGAAGACACUGAUGCUAUAGGCUCAGACAUGGAAAACUGGGCCCCAGUUCUUCCCUGCUCCUCCC